GUCCUGAAAGUCUGCGGGCUCAGGCUGCCAAGUGGCAAGUGCACAACUCACCCCUCACGGGCUCACAGGAUUGCAACCGUUGAACUCGGACACUAAAAAUAAAGAGAUCGUAUUUAUUUUUUAUACAAAAUGAACAUAUUUUGUACGCAGGCGACUUGGCGAUUAAGGUUCCAUUUGGAUCAAAGUGCUAAUAAGUGAAACUGGUAAACUUAGCACUAGUGUAUUCAAACAGAAGUGCUAAUAGAGUGUGUUAAAGUUUAACCAAGAUUCAAAAACUUUAGCAAAAGUACAAGUGUUAAUAGGUUCUAAAAUUUAGCACUCAACUUCACCUCCUCCAAACAAGCCCUAAUCUAAUUUGCCACAGUCACAAAGCAAAUGUUUCCGAUAUCAUAAGCACAAAGCCAAUGUUUACACAGAACAACCAAAGCUUUUGUACGCAGGCCUCACACAAUUUUAGAGUUGCAAAUACUGGCAGGUAGGCGCCGUCGUCAUCAGCGCCGCCGAGGGGCGAGAUACCGAUUUGACAGAGAUGAUUCCAACUAGAUGGGGUUUCCGCGCCGACUCCGAUUCGGAAUUCGACUUCGACUUGGAGGCGGGCGACAGCUAUAUAUAUAUCUCCCACCAGGCACGAGGCCCUGUCCAAUAACUAAUCCAGCAUCCAGCAGACAUCCGAGAAAGGCACAUGGCGAGGUACGAGUACGAGAGAGAGCAAGCCGAGAAGGCCUGCCGGUACGCGGAGGAGCUCUUCCUCGCCGGCAACAUCCGCGGCGCGCACUGCCAUGCCAGCAAGGCCAAGCGGCUCUGCCCGUCGCUCCCCGGCGUCGCCAACGCGAUCGCCGCGUACGAGGUCCACGACGCCGCGGGGCGCAGCUGGCGCGCGGUCCUCGGCAUCCGCGCCGGCGACGCUCCCACGCAGGACGCCAUCAAGAAGGAGUACCGGCGGCUGUCGCUCCUCGUCCACCCGGACAAGGCCCGCUGCGCCGCCGCCGAGGGGGCCUUCAAGCUGGUGCGCCGGGCGUGCGAGGAGGCCCUCUCCUCGGCCGCCUCCGGCAGGGACACGAGCCCGCCGCCGGUGCCUCGUGCCUCCGCGCCGCCCAACGUGCCUCGGGCCGCCGCUCCGUCGCCGCCGCCGAUGUACUACGCGCCGCCGCGCGAGCCCGUGCUCAUCUACUGCCCGUCCUGCAAGAACGAGUACGCCGCCAAGAUCGGGCGGCUGGAGCAGCAGGCCGGCAUGAAGUGCGCCCGCUGCCCGGUGUGGCUGAGCCCGCCGUGGCAGAAGAAGCCCCCGGCGAGGAAGGAGCCCACCGCCGCGCCCGUAAAUGUUCUAGUGCGCACAGCGGCCCGUGCCCACGCGGUAUCCAAAGGCUGGGAUCAAAUCGACGCGCUAAGAUUCGUGCGCUGCGCCUUUGAGUCUGGCCUCCUUGUUGGCCUGUUUAGGCGAUUUCGGGGACGCGCUGGCGCCGCUGUUUGCCGUGUUCGACGACUGCUCCGACGACGAGAUCACCGCCUGCUUCUCGACGUUGGCCUUGACCUCGGCGUUGGAGAAGCCGGCCUCGCGCAAGACGCGGCUGACGCCGGGGUCGUCGAGGAUGUAGAUGACGAGCUGCUCGACGCAGUUUUUCCGGUUGAAGAGAGGACGGUGUCAAAGCGAUUCUUCAGAUCAAAUCUACACAAGGGAUAUAUGGAAGAGCCAGGACAAAUCGGGAUGGCAGAGGCUAGCAGGGAUGGUGAACCGGGCGGUCAUGAGGUUAUUGUGAACUCGACGUUGGAAGAGGGAUCAUGUACAUGGAAAAUAAGUAGGAGGGCAAUAAGUGGUCCAGAUGCGAGAAUUGCACCCUGGGAAGAAAGUGCAGUUAGCAAAGCAUUGCGAGCAGGUGAAGGGAGAAGUAACAAACCCGUGUUUGAGCCAGUUGUAGGAACCAGUUUUAACAGUUGUGAGGAGGCCAAGGACUUCUACAACUUGUAUUCCUGGGAGAUUGGUUUUGGGGUUCGGUAUGGAAGGAGCAGGAAAAAUUCAAACAAGUAUCGGACAAGGCAAGAUAUUGUUUGCUCAUGUCAGGGGCAAAGCACGGCAGGGAGCACAAGAACAUGUCGCAGAGGGUGUCCGGCAAUGAUAAGGCUGCUAAGGACUCAUGAUCAUGGUUGGUAUAUCAGCAGAGUUGUUAAGGAACAUAAUCACGACUUGUCUGAUAGUUAUGCUGAAAAUAAGCAGUGGAAUUCUCAUAACCAAAUAGAUGCAUUGCCAAAGGAUUUCAUUAGGAAACUAAGGAAUAACAAUGUAAGCAUAGGGCGCGUGUGCUCUCUUGUUGGUGCUGGUGGGAAUGUUGAUGCAGUGCCAUUAAGAAAAGAAACAGUUAGGAAUGUGUGUGCUAAGCUGUCACAGGAAAAUAUGAGAAAUGAUUUGGGCAAGACAAUUGAGCUUCUGCAGCAGAUGAAGGAUGCAGACCCAGGAAUGUCAGUAAAAUUCAGAGUUGAUACAGAUGGGAGGCUUCAGUCAAUGUUAUGGUGCACGGGGAAGAACAAAAGUGACUAUGAGCAGUUUGGAGAUGCCAUAACAUUUGACACCACGUACAUGACAAAUCUUUAUAAAAUGCCGUUUGGUUUGUUUGUAGGAGUGAACAAUCAUUUUCAAUCUGUUAUAUUUGGAGGAGUUCUAUUGACUACAGCAAUUAGAAUUUACGCAGACGUCCCCUACAAAUAAGGCCAUAAUGUUAAAAUGCCACCAUUUUGCCUUUGUACUCAUAUGU
This is a messenger RNA of Panicum virgatum (switchgrass), 2747 nucleotides long. RefSeq lists its product as uncharacterized. The coding region runs from base 683 to 2701 and encodes 672 amino acids. The record is from RefSeq and is a predicted model, not a curated record. Lineage: Eukaryota; Viridiplantae; Streptophyta; Magnoliopsida; Poales; Poaceae. The transcript has 5 exons.